Molecule: messenger RNA, 1014 nt
Organism: Eurytemora carolleeae
Lineage: Eukaryota; Metazoa; Arthropoda; Copepoda; Calanoida; Temoridae
Gene: EMC7
Product: ER membrane protein complex subunit 7 homolog
Exons: 4
Coding region: 29-682 (217 amino acids)
Cellular component (GO): EMC complex
Molecular function (GO): carbohydrate binding
Source: RefSeq, a predicted model, not a curated record
AAGUGCAAACCUUGGUAUUUCAGACAGAAUGUUGUUAAAACAGUUACAACUAGUUGUACUAUCCGGUCUACUGGCCGUCGUAUUGACGGAAGAAGAGAGUGGAGAGGGGGAGGGGAACUAUAAAAUCGAGGGUAAAUUAACCCCACCUGACGUUAAAAGUUUGAACUGGGUUUCUGAUGUUAGCAUAAUCCUGGACGGGGGGAAGAGAAGGACUUUUCUAAACGAAGACAACAGCUUCUCUAUACAGGGAGUAGGAUCUGGAAGCUAUCUACUGGAGGUAGAGCACCCAGACUACAUGUAUGAACCUGUGAGGGUCGACAUCAACUCCAAGGGGAAGCACAGGGCCCGUAAGAACAACCAGGUUCAGCCUAGUCAGGUUACUCAGCUACCGUAUCCUCUACGAAUGAAACCGCUAGGACGUUUCCGAUAUUUCCAGCAGCGUGAAGAGUGGAAGGUGACAGAUAUUCUCUUCAAUCCGAUGGUCAUGAUGAUGGUUCUACCCCUUCUCCUCGUCACAGUUCUACCCAAGAUGAUGCAGGACCCUGAUACAAAGAAGGAGAUGGAAGAGAUGCAGGCUAAGAUGAGUGUUCAGAAUCAAAUGCCCGAGGUUUCAGAGCUUUUUACAAACUUCUUCGGUGGCGGAGCUCAGCCGAAGAAAAAACCGGCGAUUCGUCGGAGAUAGUUUUCUGCUUCUAGCUGGACAAAUAUUUUAAUAUUUUCUUUAAUUUUUUAUUUUCCUUUAAACCAUUGCGAAUUUUGUGUUACAUUCAAGAAAUCGGGCAACCUAGUUCUUUGGGUAUUAUUGUUGGGUAAUAUCCAAAUUUGAUUAGUUGGUUAUAAUUAUCUUUCAAAUACUUCUAUGUUUAGUUACUCAAUAUUUUGUAUGUUUUUAGGUAUAAUGUAAUCUUUAUUAAUUGUUUCUAAACUUUUCAGUAAAUUCUAAUCUUUGUUGUAAUUAUUUGCACGAUGUAAUCAAGUACUUUUUUUUCGAUUAGGAUUAAACAGUUAACACUA